AUGUCAUCAACUUCACCUUCUUUACGAAAUAUUCAACGUCAACAUAGAGAACAAAAUUCUUCAAGUGGAAAAUUUCAUAUUUUCUUGUGUUUUACUGCUGCUAUAUUAUUAUUAUUUGGCACGCUAUAUAUGAUGCUGAGACGAUGUCGUGAAGUAAAAUCUGAAAUUACGAGACAACAGCAACAACAAGAAGAAAUACUAUUAAGAAAUGACGAACGACAGCAGCCAAUAGCACCUCCGGAAAGUCCACCUCCUCCCUAUGAAAAAGUAGUACAACCAUCUACGGAAAGAUAA
Messenger RNA from Rotaria sordida, 294 nucleotides. The record is from the annotation of a GenBank genome assembly. Lineage: Eukaryota; Metazoa; Rotifera; Eurotatoria; Philodinida; Philodinidae.